AUGGCUGAGGAGAAGAAGGCGUCUGAAGUUGUGCCUGACUUCGACGAAGAAGGUAACAUGCUCAAUCUAUCUGAUGCAUCUUUUGAUUUGUCUGGUUUGGAUGGUCCUUUGUUCGGUGGUGAGUUGCCACAUACGCCCCCUUCGACUCUAGCGGCGGUGCUGAUCCUUUGCACAGUGGGAGUGAUCAGCCGCGGGAUCCUUCCGGGGAAGGUACUUCCCGGAGGGUAG
Linum trigynum is the source of this 228-nucleotide messenger RNA. The record is from the annotation of a GenBank genome assembly. NCBI's taxonomy places the organism in Eukaryota, Viridiplantae, Streptophyta, Magnoliopsida, Malpighiales, Linaceae.